AUGUUCACUACCUUCGUCAGCAUGCCUUCCACAACUACAUCCAGUAACUCUGCAUCUCCAGAACCUCCGCCACGGCCCCGUCCACGCCAAAAGCGAAGUCAAGUGGCCAAAGCGUGCGAUUGGUGUCGAGUUCAUCGCAUCAAAUGCGAUAAUGAUCAUCCGUGUAACAAUUGCAAAACUCGGGGCGGUAACUGCAGCAAUAGUGGUUCUAUGAAGCUUGCAACAAUUCCACACGCAUAUCGCGAGAUUGAACGUCUUAAGCAAAAGGUCCAAGAACUCGAGAAAGAACUCGACAAAGAACGCUCAGACGACAAACAAAACAUCCAACUGCUUCCUUUACACGGACUUCCUUCACCGCCCAACAGCAUCGGUAGUUUUCGAUCCGGGCAUGACACUGGCUUGAGCAGUAUGAGUGGCUUGAGUGGUAUGAGCGGCCUUGAAUUUGAUGCCAAUUCAAUCAAGAGGGAAUGGGAGGGUAUUCACAUUAGCACUGCGCGCUCGCCACAAAAGACGUGGUAUGGCUCAGCAUCACUGUACUAUUUCAUCGGGCGCCUCAACACUUUCUUAACUGCUUCUUUGCAUCAAAAACAUUCAGCUCAUGCUAUGCUACCGAAUUCGGCAAGUAAAGUACUCGAUGGACCAACUACUGCGGAUACAUCAGACAAUAAGAAUGGGCUCAUGGUCCCAAUAGAAGAUCCACUUAAUGUUGGCGAUUAUCUUUCACCAACACAAGAAGAGUACUUCCUUGGUCUCUUUUGGCAAUCAUACUAUACCUCUAAUCCAAUCAUCGAUGAACAAGCAUUCAAGGAACACUACCAGUCGUUAUGGAUGAAUUCCGACAAAGAGCGAAAGCCGUCGGCACUUGUCGAUAUCAUCUUGGCAAUGUGUAUGCAGUAUGGCAUGUCGUUCUUGCCAAAUGUAACGCGCGCACAUAAUCCCAGCUCAAGAGCCAAUGUCAACGUUAAUGAUGCAACGAUUGCUGGCCGAUGGCAUUACCGACGCUGUCAAUCUCUUCUGGCAGCCGACCUAGAAGCACCCACCAUAGCCACUCUUCAAUGUCACAUUCUCUGCUCCAUAUACCUAUGUUGUGGAUCAUUCCAAAAUAUGGCAGAUAGCGCUUGCAGUGCCGCCGUAAGAACAGCUUAUAUGCUCGGUCUUCAUGUCGAACCCCCUCAAGAGAUGCCGAGAAAAGAAAGAGAGCUGCGAAAACGCAUGUGGUGGACGCUGUACGUCCUAGAGAGUAAGAUGAGUAUGAAACUCGGUCGCCCAUUUUUGGUCCACGAGUGUAACACUACAUGCACACUUCCGACAGAUGAUCGUGAUAUUGCUAUAGCCGCAGGACAGAGCUUCGCAUCUCUGGGGGAUAAUGUCACUUGGUUGACCUGGAAUCUACACAACACCAAACUGCUGCUGGUCGCUCGAUCGGCUUAUUCUGCGUUUUACGACACUCCAGUGCAUAAUACAGUGAACGUGAGAGGAACCAUCUGGGAUGACCUACAGACGUUGGGAGCCUAUGCAGACAUGCUGGAACCACACUUAGAGCGAAUGGAUGAAUGGCUUAGAGGCGUACCUAUGGCCCUCAAGACCGAUCGUCUCAAUGGCGGUUCUCCGUUUUCCACGGACCUAUCACAUCUCAAUAUCGAACCAUUCGCACCACUUUGGCUUCAACGACAGCGUCUCCUUCUUGAACUCAUGUAUCAUAACUUGAGUACAAAUCUCUGCCGACCAUUUAUCGUCUUCAAUCCAUCAAGCACUCCUACUGCUCUUUCAGAGCAAAUUGCUCUCAAAUGUGUCGGCCACGCCAUGCAGUUGACGCACAUAAUGCACCACGUCAUCCUGUCGACAUCAAUUCUAGCAGGCUGGCAAGAAUCCUUCCAGUGGCAGUGGAAUUGCGCAAUGACCCUCGUCGGUUAUAUCUUCGCAUAUCCACAGGGCACACAGACCCGAGCCGCACGGGGAGCCCUUGACCUCGCCGUUGCUGUCUUCGAUAACUUCGGGAACAAUUUCGCUCAAGCCGCCAGCGCAGCUAAUGUCAUGACUGAACUUAGUGCCAAAGUCGAUAUUCGUCUCGCGCAGACUUAUGAGAAACAGAUGAUGGUGCAACAGUCAAAAGUGAUGGUCAAGCCCGAUGAAUUGCAAUCUGUCAUGAGCGCAGGAGACUCUGGCUAUGAAAGUCUUCUCGAUGAUAGUUUCACCAGUAUGCAAGGUGUAGACUCGUUGACCUUCGACAGCGAGACAAACGCAGAACUGCAAGAUAUUUUGGCUCAAUCUAUCGAUAUGACUUUCCCAGCAGAUUCAUAUACAGAUUUUGAGAUGUUGUGGGCGAAUAUGGGGACAAUAUUUCCGGAAUAA
Sclerotinia borealis F-4128 is the source of this 2352-nucleotide messenger RNA. The record is from the annotation of a GenBank genome assembly. Lineage: Eukaryota; Fungi; Ascomycota; Leotiomycetes; Helotiales; Sclerotiniaceae.